Messenger RNA from Tremella mesenterica DSM 1558, 1023 nucleotides. RefSeq lists its product as uncharacterized. The transcript is spliced from 5 exons. The record is from RefSeq and is a predicted model, not a curated record. Bases 1 to 1023 code for a protein of 340 amino acids. NCBI's taxonomy places the organism in Eukaryota, Fungi, Basidiomycota, Tremellomycetes, Tremellales, Tremellaceae.
AUGUCUAAGCGUACUUUGUCCUCUUCCACUCCUUCCCGUCAAACUCGAGCCUCUACCUUGGCAACUUUACCCGACGUCGACCCCGAACUUCUCAUGCGUCAAACGAAAAGAAUGAGAAUUACUUCCCAAGCCGCCUCCUCUCAACCCCCAUUGGUCGAUGCGUCUCGACGAGCUCUCGAUACCAUUAAGGAGAAGUAUCAAUCCGGUCCUUCUCGCGAAGCACAAUCGUUCCUUGAUGACCAUGUCAUCGAGCAAUAUUUCGACUUCGAAGGGGGUGCUGGGCCAUCUGCCACUGGUGAGAACCUAUCUCCCGCCAAAUCCGUUGAAUCCGAACACCCUACCGUCGUCGAAAAUGCAAAUUCUCCCGGUAAGCAACUUACUGGUCCUCCUUCUGAGGCUUCCGACGAACUUGUGGAGGUUCCCGACGAGCUUGGUGGCAUCUUUCACGCCCCUCGCAAGGUUCCCGUCAACAAGGAACUGGUUAAGUUGCUCGAGGAUAGAAAAGACUCCGAAAUCGCUACCCUUUGGGCCGGCAUGACCUUCUCCUCUGUUCGUCUCGCGUUGAAGAACGAAGCUCUGGGCCGUUUCCGCGAAACCAACGCCAUCAAGCCCACUGUAAAGUGGUUUAAGAAUGCUCUCGAUCGUUUGGCCCAAGGUUGGCGCCUCCGCAACAAAAAUGGUGCUGUUGUUCGGCUAGAGGGUGAGCUCUGUACCGAUUGUCAACGUCGUCUCGAUGGUGGUGAAGACUUUCGUGUUGGUUGUAUUGGCCCUCUCGGUGGUGUGUGUGGUGAAUGCUCUGCUAAGGGUACUUCGAAAUGUUCGGUGAAGACCAACAAUCCUGAGUCCAAAUUCCGUGAGGUACCUGUCUAUUUCCUUCGAACUUGGUCGAUGUUGAUGUAUAGGGUAUCGUUGUGGGAGCAAGAACUGUCACUUCCAAGGUUACCUUUGUACUGGAGCACGAACUUUGUGCGGCUUCGGUCCGUUAUCGAUCCCUUCCUGCCCAUGACCAACCCGCCUGUCUGA